Fusarium coffeatum is the source of this 1896-nucleotide messenger RNA. RefSeq lists its product as uncharacterized. Gene Ontology annotation, molecular function: phospholipid:diacylglycerol acyltransferase activity. The transcript has a single exon. The record is from RefSeq and is a predicted model, not a curated record. Lineage: Eukaryota; Fungi; Ascomycota; Sordariomycetes; Hypocreales; Nectriaceae. Gene Ontology annotation, cellular component: perinuclear endoplasmic reticulum; cytoplasm. Gene Ontology annotation, biological process: lipid storage; triglyceride biosynthetic process. Bases 1 to 1896 code for a protein of 631 amino acids.
AUGAAGGAGUCCGCUUUGCGACGCCGAAACGUUAAAGAUGCGACAAAUAAUGACAGCGCCGAUGCUGGCGACACUUCGAGGGAAGACAGCCCAGCAACCACUCACCCGACCACCCACGUUCAAGUCGUCCAACACGCCGUGCCCAAGACCCGAAAACGCCGGAAUACCUUCAUCUUCUUCCUUGGUAGUUUGUUUGGAAUCAUAGCCGCCGGUUUCUUCGCUUCCAGCAAUGACCUGAUCGAUUUCCCUGAGUUCACCGACUUGUCCAUGGAGAACUUGUUGGAUGCUCUACCUGCGGGCUUGGUCAAGGACAUGCGCGACCUCGUCCAGGGCGAGCGGGAUAUUGCCGAAUCAUACGAGCCAUUCUCCGUUGGCGACAAAGCUCGAUCAGAAGGCAUGGGGGUUCAUCAUCCUAUGAUCAUGAUACCUGGUGUCAUUUCGACAGGACUCGAGUCUUGGGGUACAGCUAAUGUCUCAAAGCCCUACUUCAGAAAGCGACUUUGGGGUAGUUGGACGAUGAUGAAAGCCUUGGUCAUGGACAAGGAGGUCUGGAAGUCGCAUGUCAUGCUCGACAAGAGGACGGGCCUCGACCCGCCUAACGUAAAACUAAGGGCUGCUCAGGGUUUCGAUGCUACAGACUUCUUCAUCACAGGAUACUGGAUCUGGAGUAAAAUCUUCGAGAACCUCGCAUCCAUCGGAUACGACCCAACAAACUCAUUCACCGCUGCGUACGAUUGGCGCCUGUCAUAUCCCAAUCUUGAGGUACGGGAUCGCUAUUUCACUCGGCUCAAGUCACACAUCGAAGUCGCACUGGCUACUGAGAACAAAAAGGUCGUUCUCGCAUCACACAGCAUGGGAAGCCAGGUUCUCUACUAUUUCUUCCACUGGGUGCAGUCUGAACGGGGUGGCCGUGGUGGGCCUGAUUGGGUUGAACGUCACGUCGAGGCCUGGAUCAACAUCAGUGGCUGCAUGCUUGGGGCAGUCAAGGAUCUGACUGCCGUUCUCUCUGGUGAGAUGCGCGACACGGCUCAGUUGAACCCAUUCGCUAUUUACGGCUUGGAGAAGUUCUUGAGCAAGGAGGAGAGGGCCGAGAUAUUCCGCGGCAUGCCUGGAAUCUCAUCUAUGUUACCCAUAGGUGGAAAUUCUGUUUGGGGCAACUUGACGUGGGCGCCAGAUGACUUGCCGGGCCAGAAUCGUUCGUAUGGAUCUCUAUUGAACUUCAGGGUUGGUUCCAAUUGGACAACUCCUGAUCGUAACUUUACCGUUGAGGAAGGUGUGUCAUACCUGCUCAACACAACCGAAGACUGGUAUCAGGACCAGAUCAAGGGCAGUUAUUCUCGAGGUAUUGCUCAUUCCAUAGAUGAGGUCGAGGCCAACGAGAAUGAUCCCCAGAAGUGGAUAAAUCCUCUCGAGACACGACUGCCACUUGCUCCCAGUCUCAAGAUUUACUGCUUCUACGGUGUUGGGAAACCCACUGAGCGAGGAUAUUUUUACAAACCACCGGAUCAACCAUCAUUGACAAACCUCAAUAUUACAAUAGAUACGGGUUAUACCGAAGGCGAUGUUGACCACGGUGUUGUCAUGGGCGAAGGCGAUGGUACGGUCAACCUCCUCAGCACAGGUUACAUGUGUAAUCAUGGCUGGAAUAUGAAACGCUACAACCCUGCAGGCGUCAAAGUCACAGUCGUCGAAAUGCCCCACGAGCCAGAACGCUUCAACCCUCGAGGAGGACCUCGCACAGCUGACCACGUUGACAUCUUGGGGCGAUACAACCUGAACGAGCUCCUGUUACGGGUAGCGAGUGGAAAAGGUGACACGAUUACGAACUAUGUUGUGAGCAACAUCAAAGAAUAUGCGUCCAAGGUCAAGAUUUACGAUGAUGAGGAGACCUCAUAG